Uranotaenia lowii is the source of this 5922-nucleotide messenger RNA. RefSeq names its product thyroid adenoma-associated protein homolog (gene THADA). The record is from RefSeq and is a predicted model, not a curated record. Gene Ontology annotation, cellular component: cytosol. The transcript is spliced from 13 exons. The coding region runs from base 76 to 5442 and encodes 1788 amino acids. Gene Ontology annotation, biological process: tRNA methylation. NCBI's taxonomy places the organism in Eukaryota, Metazoa, Arthropoda, Insecta, Diptera, Culicidae.
UCGAAAAAAGUGGAGUAGUGUAACAAAAAUAUCGCAUGGUUUUUCUAAAUUUUCAACUUUAAUCGUUUAUUCACAAUGAAUGGUUUAUCGUUAAGGGUCUCAUCAAUACGGACAAAUGAAAACUACAAAAAGAAUUCAGAUUUACGCAUGGAUUUAUUCAAAGUGCCUUCUACAUACUUUGGUAGUAAACUCGAGAAUAAAUAUAUUUCUGGAAUAGCUGAUGCCACAACCGUGGACGAGCAGAUAAAAAUUAUAAAGGAGUACUCUGCUCAUGUUACCGACAUGGAAAAAACACUACUAGUGAAUGUUCAAAUUUUGGCAGACCUAUUCAUGGAGGCUCCUUUGAAACAUGCUGUAAAAAAUUCAAUAUCAAAAUUUUUGAGCCAAAUAAGUUUAGGAAAAGAAUUCGUAGUAACUGGAUUGACUAACUCCAUCAAAAAUCGCAUUCAAACUUUUGAUGGACAAAACAACACAUUGGCUGGGCGCAACAGUUUGAUCAAUAGCAUUGGAAGUUGUUUUGACAAUUUCAAAGUCGGUGUCGAUGCGAUUCGUUGUUGUCUACAGGACAUUCUGAGUUUCAUGAACAAAUCGCUAGGAUUAUACAUUGAGCAGCUGAGUCGCAAUAUUUCACCAUCCGACAAAAGUGAAAUAAGCCUCUUCAUACAUUCUACUUUUCGGGUAGUUAUAUCAUGUUUCAAUCAAUUUGCUUCUACCAUCCGGAGUACUUAUGAAGGAGAGAAGAAUGUGGAAAAGGUGAUUUUGAUUUGUUGGGACAUGUUGGAUAACCCAGAAAUCCCGAUGGACACCAAAAUCAACUGUGGGAUUUUGAUAACCAUGAAUGCAAAUUUGGAACAAAGGUAUAGCAGACUAACGGAACGAAUAUUUGCUGAAGAUAAUUCUACAAAAAAGCUAUGUUUACUCAAUGGUGUGAUAUGUACUAUUGAGCCCGACUUUUUCGGAGAGCCAGAGUUCAAAGGUUUCACUAUAUUUUCGAAAACUGCUAAAGUCCUGAAGGAAAUCUACGAGGAGAACUCAAUUGAACCAAGCAUUGUUCUUGGUAUCACAAGAGGUUAUUCGCAAAUGACCAAAAAGCUUUUGGCUACUCCUGUCGACGGUUAUCUGAAACGGGAACAUCGUGAGCUGAUCGAAAUUCUAUCGAUCAAUUUAGGUUAUUCUUUGUCGCAUUUGGAUCACUAUAUGGACAGUGUUAGACAUCUUUGCAAGGAGCUGUUAAAAAUGACUAUACAACUGGGCGUUAAAGUGAAUGAUCAACUAAACCACAUCAUAUAUGAUUAUAUCCGGAAUGUCAACAUAAACAUAAGCACAAAAUGUAUACUGAUAAGCUCAAUUUGCUGCAUAGUCAAAGCCAAGGCUGUUCUUCUCGCCGUUCCCAAUGUCAUCGAGUUUUUGCUGAAGUCUCUAGCUGUGAAUGACAAAGGGAACGUGAACUUGCACAUCAAUAAUUGCUAUGAAACAUUGAUGAUGUCGUACAGCUAUGAUGAGAACAAACAGGAGUGGUUCAACAAAUGGAUAAACCCUAUACUGGUUGAGAUAACCAAAAACGAAAAUCAUGCCGAAGUGAAACAAACUUUAUUUGAUCUUAUACGGAAAGCAAUUAAGACAUAUCCAGAAAUUGCUAUCUACAUGAUCAACAGCAAUACCACUAUCAAUUUUGGGUUGAUAUUAACCUCUUUAGGCAUAGCUAAGAAAAGCGGUCUUUUCGAUAAAGUCGAGUCAAACAACCUUAAAUGGAAGAAUUUACUAUCUUACAAAGAUAUUAAACUGGCUAUGGUUUCAGCAGAUGAUUCCACGAGACUAUCUGCAUUACAUCUGCUUACUGAGUGUCAUAAAAGUACUGAGCUUUUUACAAACGAGGAUCUGGAAUGUAUUUUAUUUUUUCUCGAAAAUAAUAUCAACGUCCAAGCUCCCUCAACGAGGCAAAAAAUAACUAGCUACAUGAAAAAUGCGCUCAACAGAUUGAAAUCCGGAUUUCUGAGUAUAAUUAAGAAAUCUGACACGGAUGGCAAAAGUCACUUUUAUUAUGAUUUCGUCAAAAGGUUGCAUCACUUUUGCAUAGACAGUCUGUUUGUUGGAGCUAACUACAGUAGACGAACAAUAUCUUUCCAAAUACUUAUACAACUUUUGCAAAUCGCUAGCUACAUAUUCUAUGACGAUGAGAGUUUCAGCAUGUGGAACGAGAAUCAAGUUUAUAACUUGCUCAAUUCAUUGAACGACAGCUACGAGGCUAACAAGGCAAAUUGCAUAAACGUUUUAUUCUAUUGUCCAAAGUAUUAUUUUGAGCGAUUUGAUUAUCUUAUAAAUUAUCAAAUAGUAAAAGUACUUAUGACUAGUAUAAAACCGAAUGACUCGAUAUCAGCAGCGUAUUAUCUGGAGUAUCUCUGCUUCAUCAACACUAAUACAGAAGUACCCUACACGAGCGAUGAAUCUACUCACAUUCAACCAAAAGUUUACCGAACACUUCUUUGGUGUGAUCAGAUUCUUCAGCACGGAUUGCUGAUGGCCAAGGCAUCAUUACUACGUGCAGCUCGUGAAAAUCCAUUGUUUGGUUCUCUCAUCUGCAUACGCCAUUUGUUGAGUAAAGUGGACCUUCGACAAAUUUGCCAGUGUGAGCUUUGGAUUAAGUAUGUGCUGAAACUCAUUGAAACCUGCCGUGAAAUAUCGAAAAUAGUAGUUGUUGUAGUAAACAGUUCAUCUCCUGAGGGACACUUGCCAAACGAUUUCAGUUCGAUUGAGAAUUAUGGUUUUGAUGAGGACGUCGAAAUGCAAGCAGAAGAAACGAACGAAGAAGUCGCUGCCGAAGAACUUAGCGAUCUGAAAACAACUCCUCAGAUGCUACUUCUUUGCUCGUGGCGGACAGUCAAAGAAAUUUCUCUGAUACUGGGAGACCUAGCAUUCAAAGCUCCCAUUGCUAAAGUUCAGCAAUCUAUAGUAAAUGAUUCUCCAGAGAAUGAUACCGUUGGUUUGUUGAGCUGUGAACAAAUCAUAGAAAUAGGAGACCAUUUCAUUGAACUUCUGUCCGAGACCAAGCAUAGAGGAGCUUUUGAGCAAGCAUAUGUUGGAUUUUCAAAACUCUGCAUACGCCUUUGGGGUUCGUCUCACACUGAGCUGCACCAGCUUCCAAUGAAAUGGCUGGAAGAGAUACUGAGCACCAUAAGCGGCGAUGAAAACAGUAUCGAAAACAACAACAGUGAAUUGAGAACGGAAAAGAUUUGUUCCACAAGACGAAGUGCUGGGUUACCCUACAUGAUGCAAGCUCUUAUCACUUCGGAACUCCAAGUUAGCACCUCGAAGGGUUUACAAUUCUCCAUGCGAAAAUUGAUUGAACUGUGCCGGGUUGGAUCGACGGCUCAAACCCGUACACAUUCUUUAAACAUUCUGCGAGCUUUGUUCCGUUCUACAGAUCUAGGAGAAGCCAUCGGGGAAUUCGUAUCAGACGGAAUUGAGUGCGCCAUUAACGGAUACGAUGCAGAAUCAUGGUCGGAAAGGAAUUCCUCAACUCUUCUGUUUUCUUCACUAAUGAUAAGAGUGUUCGGUGUGCAGCGAACCAAAGAUUCAGAUAAUUUGAAUAUCCGCAACAAAAUGACUGGAAGGAUAUUUUUCCUGAGAUAUCCUCAACUGUAUGAUUUUUUCAUAAACGAAUUGGAGAAAGCUAGCCAAAUUGUCAUGAACGGUGCUAGGAGCAAAAAGUUGCAUCCUCUUCUGCUACUGCUCAGCCGCCUGUAUCCUUCAGCACUGGAAGGCAGUGAAUCUAACUUGAAGUUAUCCCGUUUCGUACCCAUAGUUUCCAUUUGUUCUGGCUGUGCUGAGCUACAGACACGUUAUCUAGCUGCAAAAUUCAUAGCCAUCAUCGUGUCCCCGGAUUUGGUUUUCGAUCGGAUAUUCCUGCUGCUCGAGAGUUUGAACCGUUCUAAUAACAAAGGCAUCAAUCCUAAUUCGGUGCAUGGUGCACUGUUGCAAAUAUUGUAUUUGAUCAAAACGCGCAUACUCGGUGUCAUGCCAGAAUCCAGUAAUCAAAUCAACAACUGGAUUGAACUAUACACAGCUAUUUCGAAUUAUUUGUUUGAAGUCAAGCCAAAUUUCAUACUGUAUGGAGCUAUUUUGGACAUACUGAUAGAAAUUUUAGCGAGAUGUCAAAAUAUGAUAUUUGCCGAGGAUGAUCAGUUUCUGGAUGAUCUGAGCAACAUCGUAGAUUAUUUGUUCAAUCUUACCAAGCAAAAUUCUUUCUACGGAAGUGAACAAAUUAUGAAGAAAGUAGUACUGAUCAAACUUGUUAUGUACAUGUACAAUGAUGACGAAAAUAUAGCAAGCGAUUGUUUUCUCUGUAAUAUUGAUCCCACAAAGUUUAGCUACGACUACAUUGAAUCAAUGAUGAAUAUCAUUCUUUUGAUAAUGGACUUUGAAGAUAUCAGCAAUAAUGCCGAUAGUUUCGAUUUGGACAAAAUGGAACUAUUCUACGUUAGUCAUCUAAGUGAAUGUAAACGAGCCAAGGUUAAAGCACUUAGAAAUGAAUUCUCCAAAUCAAGCAAAAUUCAUCAUUACCUAAAAUCUAUUAUCAAGCAGAAUUUGCAAUAUAGCUGCACUGUGAAGGCCUACACCAUUUUAAGUUACAACGUCGCUGGUAUACAGGUAUUGCUUGAUAACAAAAACUAUAAGGACAAUUUGAAAGCUUUACUCGAGUCUGCAAUUUGUAAACCAGAUCAGUUAAAGUCAAGCAUUUUCAAAUGUGUGAAAUGCAUCUACCAAGCAGAUAUAAAAGUUCUGGAAAAUGCUACUGACAUCGAUAUUCUGCCUAUGAUGGCAUCAGCUAUUCAGUGUAGCAGUGUGAGGACAACAACGGUUCAAAUUCUAAGAAUUAUGUCAAGACGAUUUUGUGAGUCGAAAUCUUUCGAAUUUCUCUGUAACUUCAGUCGAACUUUGCUAGUGCUGCUCAGAGAUGAUGAAUCGGAUAUUCGCGAUAGCGCUGCUCGCAUUGUAUCAUUUCUAUACAACCAUUCCGAAAAAACUAAGAUAGAACCGCUUCUAUCAUCAUAUGCCCCCAAAGUAUACCUCCAACAGUUGACGAAAACAAUGCUUGGUCAAAAAUUCUCUUUGAAUCAUGUCCUCGCUGUGAUCAUCAUAAUAAUGAGCUACGAAAUUGAAACCGAAGAUGAAGAUAGUUUUAUUGAAGAAUCAGAAAUACGUGUAUUCGACAAAAAUGAAAUGAACGUUUACGGAGAGUCGUUUGCUUUGCAAGAGCAUUGUAGGGUUGAAGUCAAUAACUUGGUGACACGCCAUAAUCUACAUAUCGAUGCCGAUGCCGAUAAGAUCAUCAAAAUUGCUGAGAAAUAUUGUAAUCAUAAGAACACACUGCGCGUCUGCCUGGCUGAUGCUCAAAAACCUGCCAAACUAGUUGAUAUAACAAGUGAAAAACAGUUGUUGUAAAUUUCAUAGAAUAGGACUGCAAGCAUUUUAAACUUCAACAUGGAUGCCGUGUAAUUCCGUAUAUUUUCUAUAUUGUUUGAAAAAGCCGAUCGUCAUAAUUAAAGUAAAAGUUUCAAAAAACCAUCUGUAUAGUCACCUUGGGAUAAAAGGUUUACAAAAACGAAUAUUUUAUUAUAAACAUUCAAUUGCAUUGAAAUUCCUCUGUUCUUAGAUAGUCUCCUACAUAUAACCGAGCGCUUGAAAAGUGAAGUUAUAAAGGCAUAUGUUUGAAUUCUGUGAUUUCGUUUAGAUGUAAUUUUAUCAAUGUUUCAUUGGUUGUAUUCUGUUUGAAUGAAAAUUCAAUACAAGAAAUGUAUUGAACCAUUCAAUGACAUCUUCCAGCUUUAGUUCGUUGAAGUAUGUACAAUAGUAAUCAGGUAUCGUUCAUAAACAUACCUUAAUAUGUCAUGAUUUGAAAUAGAAAAUCAUUUGUGAAAAUCA